GUUUCUUUUUUUUUGAAUAUUUGACCUACAAGGUUGGCAGCACCGGCAGCGCCCCCACCUAGUGUGGUUGGCUACCCCGCCAUGUGACGGUCCUGGCAGACUGGCUUCAUAUGUCAUAGUAUACACACGUAUUGUACGUUAUUGAAAUAUUUGUUAUUUUACUAAAUAAACUAUAAAAUAAAACAUUCAAAAGUGCUUAAACAAAUCAACAUAUGGUCCUUCAGAGCGUGAUUAUCACCAGCGAUCAAGAAUUUUAACUUUGAGCGAAUUAGCUGAGGCAGGGAAGCGGCGUGAAAUUUGUCCACCUGCAUCGAACAAACAAACACUUGAUCCCAGAAGAGCGGCCCAGCACCAGUGGAGAGCUAUAGUAGAGGUCACCUGCCGAUUUUGAAUAGAAGGCUCUGAAGGCGUCGGUCCCUCCACCACUCUCGCUAGGAACAUCGUGCGUGACAGAAGGGUACAGCAGCGUUAAACAAUUCCGACCAAGUAAUCGCGGACAAACAGCCAACAAAGCCGACAACCGACCGCCCUGAGGAUACCCCAUCGCCGACAACGUGAUGUAACGGUGGUAUUUUUAAAUGCGAAACCGAGAAAACGGCCGCGGAUCGGAAAUCGGUGCACCGCCAACUUGAUCGCCGUGUGUCCAACCGGCUAAUGACUGGGAAGCGAGCGCUAAUUAUCUGUGAAUUAUUAAAUCGACAUGUGACAGUGAAAUCUUAUCUCGCGAACAAUAAAAUAUCUACGACGGUGUGAUGGAUGGUUAUCGCGGGUCACUGCAGUAGUUCGGUUUUUUGACACGAUGUGCAAAUGCUGUCAGGAAUGUUUCGAAUCAUGUUACUGGCACCUGAUAGAGAAGCGCUUCUGCUUCGACGAAGAGAUCGCCUUGUACCAGGAACCACUCGGAAAAGAAGAAAAAAACAAUAACAUGUUCGACAACAUGGCGUUCUACGACAGCGUAUCUGUGAUAGCGGGCCGCGCGAUAGUUACCAUAGAUCCACUCCCCGAAAAGGUCAGAGAUGGUGGACAGCCCGUAGUACAACAACCCAGAAGACUGAGGUGGCAGGAACAAAUGAGGAUCGAGGCCAGGAAUGGCGACGUUAUUAUGAGGACAGAACCUUCCUUGCUAGAGAAGACCAGCGACGACAGCGCCAGCAGUGACACUCAGGAAAAUGCCCUCAAAGACGAUGAAAAAUCAAAUGAAGACGUGAAAGAAACCAUUGCCAAAAAGGCAGUAAGCUUCGAACGUUCAGAAACGGAUUCGAAACCCGACAAAUCGAAGCCUGACUCCACCUCUACGCACUCGAGAAAUCUGACCGUACCGGAUGUAGAGAUUAGGAAAAAGUCUCUGAGGGAGAGACGCAUGUCCAAAAGUCUCUACCUCAAGAUCGAUUUUCCCAAGGAAGUACCGGUUAUUAGGCAAAACUCCAUGCCGAAAUUCUUCCUGGACACGCCCGAACACAACCAGACCGAGUCGACGCUGGUUAAAGGUCAUUUGACUAGUUUGCAGAGCCCUAUGGUAGGAAACGACAAAUUUUCUUACGAUCUUUAUUCUGUCGUGCAAAGAGAGAAGACGAAGAGCCAGAGCUCUCCGAGAGAAAUCGUGCCAAUUCAUAGAGAAUCUUCUAGGCUUGCUCUGAUCAAGGAGAAAAUCAAGCUGAAGAAGAGCAAGAGUACUGUUAGUGCUAGCAACAUACCACACAGUAAUUACAUCUAGUAUGCGUAUUUAUUUUACGCAGAUAAGUGUUUAGAUGUAGAACUAGAACUAAUUUAUGUUAAUUUGAAAAGUAUUAUUAUGGAAUCAUAUAUUUAGGUUGUAUGAUACGGAAGUAUUUUAAUGGCGCAAGUUUUUUGUGUAGUUAGAAAUGUGAACAUGGCAAGGUUGCUUAAACUGAAGCAGGUAAGUGGCCUAGAUACUACUUGGAUGACGUUACGGAAGUAAGCCGUGUCGUGGCUAGAAAACAAUUUUAAGAAAGAUUAAUUUUUGAAUUUUGAAUCAUUUGCAGAGUUCAUAUAGAACUAGAAGAAAAUUAUAGGUUUUCUUUUUUAUCACUAAAGAUGUUAUUAAUCAAUUGAUCUCCUAUUCGUAUAGUAAUUUGAUAAAUUUUCGUCAGUCCAACAGUCCUAACACGCAGAGUGUGAUUUCUGCCAGUGAUAGAUAACGUUUAAAAUUGUUAAAAUACAAUUAAAUUUCAAAUCAGUAUUUAACAAAUAAAUAUCAGUACCAAUUGUACCAAUAAAUACCAGAACAGUUUUAAUUUC
Molecule: messenger RNA, 2259 nt
Organism: Anoplophora glabripennis (Asian longhorned beetle)
Lineage: Eukaryota; Metazoa; Arthropoda; Insecta; Coleoptera; Cerambycidae
Exons: 4
Coding region: 800-1714 (304 amino acids)
Source: RefSeq, a predicted model, not a curated record